Messenger RNA from Auanema sp. JU1783, 2319 nucleotides. The record is from the annotation of a GenBank genome assembly. Lineage: Eukaryota; Metazoa; Nematoda; Chromadorea; Rhabditida; Rhabditidae.
AUGCCAUAUGUGGGCAUUGGUGCUCAACCCGAUUCCAAAACUUCUUUGGUUGGUAAACCUAUGCUGAAGGUGUAUGCUCUGAUCCUUUUUUCCAUUUUCCUUACAUUUGGAAUAGCCUUAUUGGGAAAGUAUCACAAAGAUCAUCCUACACCUGUGCAACGGUCCGUAACUAUAAAUGAUGUUCAUGAAUCCAUCUCUAGCUAUCUCAUUGAUGCCGUCAACGGCACCAAGAUGAAGGAAAAUCUCAGACUUCUUACGAAGGAACCUCAUCUUGCUGGCUCGGAAGCAAACAAGAAAGUAGCUUAUAAGAUCGCCAAGUUGUGGGCAGAUGCUGGACUGGAAGAUGUUCAUUUCAUUCCUUAUGAAGUUCUUCUCUCUUAUCCAAACGUCUCUUCUCUCAAUAGAGUCAUUUUGGAUGAUUCGAGAGGAAAAAACAUUUUCACUUCAUCUGGUAUGAGUCCAGCAAUUAUUCAGGACGAACAAAAAGGAAAAUACGCUGGAGUUCAAUGGCUUGCGUGGGCCGCUACUGGCAGAGUAACGGCUGAUGUUGUUUAUGUAAAUCGUGGGAAGGAAGAAGACUUUGAAAACUUGAAGAAUAUGGGAGUAGAUCCAGAAGGUAAAAUAGCUCUGAUGCGAUAUGGUGAAGGAUUCAGAGGGGAUAAGGUUCAUAUAGCUCAGAAAUAUGGUGCCGUUGGAGCCAUCCUUUUCUCAGACCCCAGCGAUGUUGCUCGUGAAGGAAUUGAUAAAGCACACAUUUAUCCAAGGACUGUUUGGAUGCCUGAAGAAGGAGUGCAAAGAGGUUCUACAAUGCAUGGUGACGGAGAUCCUUUAACACCACUGUAUCCAAGUAAAAAAGAAUUGUUCUCUCAACGUACUAUUGAGCAAGCUAAGAAAGAUGGUAUCAUUCCAUCUAUUCCAGUACUCCCGGUUUCCUAUACUACUGCAUGGCAAAUUCUAUCGAGAAUGGCUGGUAGACCCGUACCGUUAAACUGGCAAGGCUUCAUAAAUGUCACCUAUAGGGUUGGACCAGGUUUUCGAAACAAAGAGAAGCUCACUAUUGAUGUUAGUGGUUACCUCCAGAAAAAAACGAUAAGAAACGUAGUUGGAUAUAUAAGAGGACAUGAUGAACCGGAUCGUUAUGUCAUUCUCGGAAAUCACUAUGAUGCUUGGGUUUAUGGGGCAAUGGAUCCGAACAGUGGAACAGCCAUGCUAGCCGAAGUCGCGAGAGCUAUGAUGCAGACUGUCAAUCAAACAAAUUGGCGUCCAGCGAGGACUAUCAUGUUCACUGCUUGGGAUGCAGAAGAGUAUGGACUAGUGGGUUCAACAGAGUUUGUAGAAGAAUUUCACGACAUUCUGAGAAAAAGGGCUGUUGUAUACCUGAACAUGGAUUGUCUUCAGGGGAACUCAAGUUUACAUGUUUUUACUAUUCCUACUCUAUAUAAGGUAGCAAUAGAAGUUUCGAAAAAGAUUGCGAACCCAAAUCCUAAAGAGAAAGCUAAAGGAAGGGAAACUUUGUUCGAUUCGUGGGUUAAAACUUUCCCAUCGGGUCAAGUUGGAGUACCCAAGAUCCCUGUUCCUUCUGGAGGAUCAGAUCAUGCCCCGUUUUUGAACUAUGCAGGUGUGCCGGUAAUCGACUUCAACUUCAAAAACACCAGCACUUUCGAUACUUAUCCUCUUUACCAUUCAUUGUAUGAAACACCAUUCCUCAAUGAGCAUCUUCUGGACCCAAACAACUUUGUGAUUCAUAAAGCGCUAGGUCAAUACUGGGCUGAACUUGCUCGAGUUUUUGUCGAUGAAGCUGUUCUUCCUUUUAACUCUACCGAACUUGCAGCUACAUUCAUUAAGGAAUACCUGCCUAUACUAAGGAAAGAGCUCUCAGAUUCAUAUUACUUCCCCAAAGCAAUUGAACCAGCUAGGAUUCAGCUGAAUCUGUUGAGUAAAACUGCCCAAGAUUUUUAUGAAAUCAGCAAGAAGUUUGAAGCUUCUGUCACCUGGGCACGAGCUGUGUUCUCACAGAACCCCUAUGAUAACAAGCAGAUCACUGCAGUCAAUGAAAGGAUGAUGAGCUUGGAGCGUUGUUUCAUUAACCCUAGAGGGAUCCCUGGAGCCCCCGCUUCACGUCAUGUACUGUUCUCCGUCAGUGCGAAGGACAGUUAUUCAAGCGCAGUGAUGGCUGCUAUAAGUGAUGCCGUUGACGCCUUCAAAAAGGCAGAAACAGAUCUUGAGAGGAUAGAACUAGGAAGAGAAGUAGCUCAUCAGAUUUCUAUUGUUCAAUUUUCAAUUAUAUGUGCUAUCAAUACGUUGAGAGAGAACAUAUAG